GUGAUGCACUUUUUUUAUUCCUAUUCUUUUUUUCUUUUCAAUUCCAUAUUCUCUCACUAAACAUGGCAUUAAAAAAUCGCAAAACUCUAAUAUUAAUUGCUUUCUCCUGUUUAUAUAUUUGCAAUACGCACAGCGCCCCAACACCAAUGACAUCAAACGCAGUAAUGGACUCAUUCUCCCCGCCACCAACAGCUUUUUCCUUACCGCCACCACUACCACCAUCACCAUCCUUAUCCGAUAAUUACAGAAAUAUGGUUACAGAUUCAAAAGAAGACAGAAAAGCAGAAAAAAAACAAGAAGAAGAAGAGGAGAAAGAAAAACACAAGCAAUAUCAAAGCAACAAAAAUAUGAAAUAUGACGGCGAUGAUUCGAGAAAUAGCCAUACUUUCGGCCAUACAGACAGUGCUGACGAUAAUAACUCAUACAACCAUGAUCAUAAAGAUUCGAGUGCUACAAGUCCUACAGUAAAUGAACCUAGCAAUACUGUUGUAACAACAAUUAUUGUUGUGGCUACAGAGACACCAACCACAAUUUAUUCUGGAAGUACGUACAACCCAGCCAAACAACAGGGACAGUCUUCAGAAACCAGUCAAGGUGUAAAUGAUCCCAACUCUCCUGGAAACUCGAACACCAUUGGAUCCAACAAUAAUAAAAACGAUCAAAUUCUAAAAGACUUGUCUGCAUACCACAAGCUAGUAACUGGAUUAUCUAUUGUGGGUGGUAUUGCAGGUAUUGUUCUUGUUACUGCUGGUCUUAUUUAUGGACGCAAACAAUACAGAAAGAGAAAGCAAUUUGAUGAAGAAAAGCAAGUACAACACGACGAUCGUUUUAUUCCUCCUCCAUCCUCACCAUCAGCACCGACAUCUUUUAAUCAUCAGCCACUUACACCCCCAGCCAUUGCUCGAUUGUCUUCUAUGUCUGAUGACGGUGAUAUGACCGUCAUUGACUUUAAUCAAAACUCAUUUGCAGAUCCUAUCAUGCUUAAAAAUCAUCGCCAACCAAGCACAUCAAACCUGUCUUUUGCACCGCCGCAUUUACCAGCCCACCUUGCAUCUCGAUACAAUACUUAUCGACAGAACCAAACACUCUCCAUGACUUCACAAACAAUGCCUUCGGCUCCUAAUGCAAAAGAAUUAGACGGCCUAAGGUAUAAUGAUCCUUUCCAAGAUAUGUAUAGAGCCAACGAUAUAAUGCAGCAAGACGAUAUACAACACUUAGGAGAUCCUUCAUCAUCUUCAUCGCCUUCUCAUCAUCAUCAUCUUCAGGCUACACAACAUUAUCAUCAUCAUAAGUCAGAGUCCUUUUCUUUAUCGACAGAUUUACCGCCUCCACCAGCAUAUACACCUAGUGCAUCACCUAGUGCGCCACCGUUAUAUGCGUUACCGCCAACAGAAGAGCAACAUUAUUCAUCUCAAGGAUUUGAAGAUAUGUCGUUAAGGCGACAUUCUAUAAGCAACUGUAGUAUAACAUCUAAUAGACCCAUUUCACUGAGGCGUGGGUCAGGCAGUUUAACACGAAUAGCACCUUAAAUCAUACUUUCUGGAAAGUAUACUUUGAUACCUCUCUUUUUUUGUUUAAAGUUAAUUAAUAAAGCACACUUCUGAUGUUAUUAAACUGAAAAUAGAAAUUAAAUAUAUUU
This is a messenger RNA of Gilbertella persicaria, 1639 nucleotides long. RefSeq lists its product as uncharacterized. Bases 63 to 1529 code for a protein of 488 amino acids. The transcript has a single exon. Lineage: Eukaryota; Fungi; Mucoromycota; Mucoromycetes; Mucorales; Choanephoraceae. The record is from RefSeq and is a predicted model, not a curated record.